AUGGGGCUCACAGGGUGCUGUGUUGCAGAGGAAGAGCGUCGAGUGCGAGCCAACGCACGGGAAUACAACGAGAAGUUCCAGUACGCAAAUAACUGCAUCAAGACCUCCAAGUACAACAUUGUCACCUUCCUGCCUGUCAACCUCUUCGAGCAGUUCCAGGAAGUGGCCAACACCUAUUUCCUCUUCCUCCUCAUCCUGCAGCUGAUUCCUCAGAUCUCUUCACUCUCCUGGUUUACCACCAUCGUGCCUUUGGUUCUUGUCUUAACCAUCACAGCUGUCAAAGAUGCCACCGAUGACUAUUUCCGCCAUAAAAGUGACAACCAGGUGAACAACCGGCAGUCUCAGGUCCUGAUUGGUGGAGUCCUUAGGCAGGAGCAGUGGAUGAAUGUCCGUGUUGGAGACAUCAUCAAGUUGGAGAACAACCAGUUUGUUGCGGCUGACCUCCUCCUCCUCUCCAGCAGCGAACCACAUGGGUUAUGCUACAUAGAGACUACCGAGCUGGAUGGAGAGACCAACAUGAAGGUACGUCAAGCCAUCCCCAUCACAGCGGAGCUGGGGGACACCAGCCAGCUGGCUCGCUUUGAUGGUGAGGUGAUCUGUGAACCCCCCAACAACAAGCUGGACAAGUUUGGUGGGACACUAUACUGGAAGGAGAACAAGUACCCCCUGAGCAACCAGAACAUGCUGCUGCGGGGCUGCGUCCUGCGCAACACCGAGUGGUGCUUUGGCCUCGUCAUCUUUGCAGGACCCGACACAAAACUGAUGCAGAAUAGCGGCCGGACCAAAUUUAAGCGGACAAGCAUUGACCGGCUGAUGAACACGCUGGUGCUCUGGAUCUUUGGGUUCCUGGUGUGCAUGGGAGUGAUCCUGGCCAUUGGCAAUGCCAUCUGGGAGCAUGAGGUGGGCAUCUGCUUCCAGAUCUACUUGCCCUGGGACGAGGGGGUGCACAGUGCCUUCUUCUCUGGCUUCCUCUCCUUCUGGUCCUACAUCAUCAUCCUCAACACUGUGGUGCCCAUCUCGCUCUAUGUGAGCGUUGAGGUGAUCCGGCUUGGGCACAGCUACUUCAUCAACUGGGACAAAAAGAUGUACUGUGCCAAGCGCCGGACGCCAGCUGAAGCCCGCACCACCACCCUCAACGAGGAGCUGGGACAGGUGGAGUACAUCUUUUCUGACAAGACUGGCACCCUCACCCAGAAUAUCAUGGUCUUCAGCAAGUGCUCUGUGAACGGGCACAGCUAUGGUGAUGUGCAGGACAUGGUGGGUCCCAAGGCAGAGCUGGGAGAGAAGCCAGAGCCAGUAGACUUCUCCUUCAACCCACUGGCAGACCCACGCUUCCAGUUCUGGGACCCCAGCCUACUGGAAGCUGUCAAGCUGGGAGACCUCCACGUGCACGAGUUCUUCCGCCUGCUCUCACUCUGUCACACCGUCAUGUCUGAAGAGAAGAGUGAAGGGGAGUUGUUGUACAAGGCACAGUCCCCAGAUGAGGGAGCACUGGUCACAGCUGCCAGAAACUUUGGCUUUGUGUUCCGGUCCCGCACGCCCAAGACCAUCACAGUGCAUGAGCUGGGUCAAGCUAUCACCUACCAGCUGCUGGCCAUCCUAGACUUCAACAACAUCCGCAAGCGCAUGUCCGUCAUCAUCCGCAGCCCUGAGGGCAAGAUACGGCUGUACUGCAAAGGUGCUGACACCAUCCUGCUGGAGCGGCUGCAUCCUGUCAACCAGGACCUGACCAGCAUCACCACCGACCACCUCAACGAGUAUGCUGGUGAGGGGCUGCGGACACUGGUGCUGGCCUACAGAGACCUGGAGGAGAGCUACUAUAAGGACUGGUCCAAGCGGCUGCACCGAGCUGGCAGUGUCCUUGAGGCCCGUGAAGAUUACCUGGCUCGGCUCUAUGAUGAGGUUGAGCAUGAUAUGAUGCUGCUUGGAGCCACAGCCAUCGAGGACAAACUGCAGCAGGGGGUCCCCGAAACCAUUGCCAUCCUGACACUGGCCAACAUCAAGAUUUGGGUGCUGACAGGGGACAAGCAGGAAACAGCUGUGAACAUUGGCUACUCCUGCAAGAUGCUGACAGAUGACAUGACAGAGGUGUUUGUGGUCACAGGCCACACUGUGCUGGAGGUGCGAGAGGAGCUCAGGAAAGCCCGAGAGAAGAUGAUGGAUGCAUCGCAGUCUGUGUGCAAUGGCUUCUCCUACCAAGAGAAACUCUCCUCCAGGCUUACCUCUGUGCUCGAAGCCAUUGCAGGCGAAUACGCCCUGGUCAUCAAUGGGCACAGCCUGGCCCAUGCACUGGAGGCAGACAUGGAAGUGGAAUUCCUGGAGACAGCGUGUGCCUGCAAGGCUGUUAUCUGCUGCCGUGUCACACCCCUGCAGAAAGCCCAAGUGGUGGAGCUGGUGAAGAAGUACAAGAAAGCCGUCACUUUGGCCAUUGGGGAUGGGGCCAAUGAUGUCAGCAUGAUCAAGACUGCCCACAUUGGGGUUGGCAUCAGUGGACAGGAAGGCAUCCAGGCCGUGCUGGCCUCUGAUUACUCCUUCUCCCAGUUCAAGUUCCUACAGCGCCUGCUCCUGGUGCAUGGACGCUGGUCCUACCUGCGCAUGUGCAAGUUUCUUUGCUACUUCUUCUACAAGAACUUCGCCUUCACUAUGGUCCACUUCUGGUUUGGCUUCUUCUGUGGCUUCUCAGCACAGACAGUGUACGACCAGUAUUUCAUCACUCUGUACAACAUUGUCUACACAUCGCUGCCUGUGCUCGCUAUGGGUGUCUUCGACCAGGAUGUGCCAGAGCAGCGGAGCAUGGAGUACCCCAAACUCUAUGAGCCUGGGCAGCUGAACCUGCUCUUCAACAAGCGGGAGUUCUUCAUCUGCAUUGCCCAAGGCAUCUACACCUCCAUCCUCAUGUUCUUCAUCCCCUACGGUGUCUUUGCUGAUGCCACCCGUGAUGAUGGUGCCCAGCUGGCUGACUACCAGUCCUUUGCCGUCACUGUCGCCACCUCCCUGGUGAUAGUUGUCAGUGUGCAGAUUGGGCUAGACACAGGAUUCUGGACAGCCAUCAACCACUUCUUCAUCUGGGGCAGUCUGGCCGCCUACUUUGCUAUCCUCUUCACCAUGCACAGUGACGGCCUCUUCUGGAUGUUCCCCAAUCAGUUCCGCUUUGUGGGUAAUGCACAGAACACGCUGGCCCAGCCCACGGUCUGGCUGACCAUUGCCCUCACCACCGUAGUCUGCAUCGUGCCCGUUGUGGCCUUUCGCUUCCUUAAGCUGGACCUGAAACCAGAACUCUCGGAUACGGUACGCUACACUCAGCUGGUACGGAAGAAGCAGAAGACACAGCGCCGGUGCAUGAGGCACGCAGGGCAUGUGGGCUCACGCCACUCUGGCUAUGCCUUCUCCCAUCAGGAGGGUUUUGGGGAGCUCAUCAUGUCUGGCAAGAAUAUGCGGCUUAGCUCCUCAGCACUCUCCAGCUUUGCCCCCAGCACCAGCUGGAUUGAGACCCUGCGGAAGAAGAAGGGUUGCGAGGGCAGCAGUGCUGGCAGCCCCAGCGGUGCAGCUGACAAGACUCUCAAGGUCUGAGUCUGGAGGGGGUCAC
This is a messenger RNA of Cinclus cinclus, 3586 nucleotides long. It is a transcript of the gene ATP8B2, whose product is annotated as ATPase phospholipid transporting 8B2. Gene Ontology annotation, biological process: phospholipid translocation; Golgi organization. Gene Ontology annotation, molecular function: ATP binding; ATP hydrolysis activity; magnesium ion binding. The record is from RefSeq and is a predicted model, not a curated record. The coding region runs from base 1 to 3570 and encodes 1189 amino acids. NCBI's taxonomy places the organism in Eukaryota, Metazoa, Chordata, Aves, Passeriformes, Cinclidae. Gene Ontology annotation, cellular component: plasma membrane. The transcript has 26 exons.